AGCUGUUUGUUUAUAGCUUCCAGGAAGAUAUUUGUUUUCCACCGAGUGUUUGGAAAUGAUCUGCCUCAACACAGUAUUUCCUGCAAAAGCGUUCACAUAAUUGUACAUAUUGCACAGCAAAAUGCAAACCUGCGUAUCGUGUAGAGUGAAAAACAAUGGCAUGAUUGCUAUUUAUCAGCAUCCAAAUGGGUUGGAUGAGAUGUUUCACUCAAUUACAGACAUAAAGGUACAACCGGAAGAAUAUCUGUGUGUGCCGUGCUAUGAUGAUUUGAAGGUAGCAUAUCGCUUCAAACAGAGAUGCAUUCAGAACACGGCACCACGGUUAUCGUCUCGGGCUAAAAAGACGACACAUGCUCCUGCAGACCAGAGCGUCAUUAGUAGUUGUACGGAUGUUUACACAACGUAUGAUAAAUCUGUUCCGGAAUCGACCAUAAAUCAAAAUAUAGAAAACAACAGCAGCAAUGGCAGGGCGAACACGUCUAAUAUUGCACCGGAAAUGUCAGAUCCUUCGCCGCUUCCCAAGAUAGAAUUAUGCAUAGAAAAUGAAACGAUACAACAGGAUGAUGUUGAAAUUAGUGAAGAACUCAUUGACCCGCUACAAGACGAGGAAGAUCAACCAUUAGCAAAUUAUAUAAUCGGGGUAAUAGAAAGCGCAACUAAUGACAAUGCACCAAAAGACAAAGUGGGUACCGAUACCGCUAAAGAACAAAUCGGCGACCAAACCAUAACUGCAGCCACCCAAGAGAGGGGCCAAUCCUCUUCUCUUCUACCGAAACUGCAUAGCCUGAUGUGUGAGUACUGUUUCAAAGAGUUUACCCUGCUGACCGACAAGAUCGAACAUACCGAGUCGCACAAAUCGGAAGCGAAACCAUUCAAAUGUGUGCAGGAAGGUUGCGGCAAAUCUUUUAAAGACCGCGUAGGUUUGCGAUCGCACGUGCGCAUCCAUUCCGCCGUAAGGCGGUUCGGCUGUCGGUACUGCCCGAGGCGAUUCCACACGCUGGGCAAUCAGGUGACGCACGAGCGAACACACAGCGGGGAGAAGCCAUUUAUCUGUCCAAAGUGUGGAAAAGGCUUCGCGGAGGUAGGCAAUCUCAAGAAUCACAUUCGCUUCCACACUGGCGAACGGCCGUACGCUUGCAAUCUGUGCGACAAAUCGUACAGAACGUACUACUCUCGCACGAUUCAUAUGCGCUCACAUACCAACGAACGACCGUAUCUGUGCGGUGACUGCGGGAAAGGGUUCUAUUCGAGCGGCAAGCUGACCAUCCAUCGCCGGACGCACACUGGCGAACGGCCCUACGAAUGUACGAGCUGUACGGCAAGGUUUUCCGCAACGUCCUCGCUUAGGCGACACAUGGUUAAUAAACACUAGAAUAAGUGGACAUAUAUUUAACUGUUGUAUCCCUCUCAAACUUAUGAAAUACGUUGGCUGUUCCCUUAAGUGUGCAACAAUUGCCAA
Anopheles gambiae (African malaria mosquito) is the source of this 1459-nucleotide messenger RNA. RefSeq names its product zinc finger protein 771. The transcript is spliced from 2 exons. Gene Ontology annotation, molecular function: RNA polymerase II cis-regulatory region sequence-specific DNA binding; zinc ion binding; DNA-binding transcription factor activity. Bases 122 to 1372 code for a protein of 416 amino acids. Gene Ontology annotation, biological process: regulation of transcription by RNA polymerase II. Gene Ontology annotation, cellular component: nucleus. The record is from RefSeq and is a predicted model, not a curated record. NCBI's taxonomy places the organism in Eukaryota, Metazoa, Arthropoda, Insecta, Diptera, Culicidae.